UGCUGUCGUGCGGGUGAACAUGGGGGAUAAACCUGCGGGGUGUAUUGCGCAGGUUGCCAUGCGAGAGACCGCGAAGUUACCCCAGUUCUCUGAUAUGAAGGAGGAAAGAAGGGUCAUCGAGGAAGACUCCUAUGUCGAUGAUCUCCUCACGUCCCACAAUGACCCAAACCGUCUAGACAAGAUUCAAGAGGGAGUGGAGAAGAUACUGAUAGCAGGAGGCUUCUACCUCAAGCCGUGGAUCCGGUCUGGUCAAAGUGGGAGGAGAGUCGGGACAGAGUCCAUGCCAGUGACUCUGACGUUGCCCAACCAGUUAAGGGAGGAAGAUAACAAAGCCCUGGGGGUUGGUUACCUCGUGCAAGAGGACAAACUCUUUGUGAUGGUCUCUAUCAACUUCUCCAGUAGGAAGAAGAAGAUGAGAACUGAGAUUGACCUCACUGAAGAAGAAGUGGAAGUAAAAACACCAAACCCACUUACUCGUCGUGUUUUACUAAGCCAAAUAGCUGGUCUGUAUGACCCGAUCGGUUUGGUAACUCCUGUGAAACAGAAAGGAGUAAUCCUUGUGAGAAGAGCCUUCCAGGAAGCUGGCAAGCUUACUAAAGAUACCUGGGAUGAACCUCUCUCUGACGACCUCAGAAGAAAGGCAAUUGAGCUGUUCAAGGAGUACGCUCGUCUGAGUAGCAUCAAGUUCUACAGAAGCCUCACACCUUCUGGCUGGAAGGGUAGACCCUGGGGAAUCACGUUUUCUGACGGGAGCUGUGAGUCCUAUGGUGCAGUACUGUACUUGCGAUGGGAGACGUCAGAUGGUGUGGUCACUCGGCUGGUAGAGUCAAAGGCCAAGUUAACUCCUCUCAACCAGAAAGGUGAUGCCGUCAAGGCUGAGGUGUGUGGAGCUGUCUUUGCCACACGUCUGAAAGGAUACGUGUUGAAGCAUGGACGAUUGGACGUGGAGAAGUGGUAUCAUUUCAUUGACAGUCAGACGGUGCUUGGGGCCAUCCAGAGAGAGAGCUACGGGUUCCAGACAUUUUUUGCGAACCGAAUCGGGGAGAUUCAGAAGGCUGGAGCUGUAACUGACUGGUGGUGGAUACCAGGCGAGGUCAACAUCGCUGAUCUAGUCACGAGAGGGUGCUCUCCUGAACUGCUGGGUGAGAAUUCUGUGUGGCAGAAGGGUCCCGAGUUUCUGUCUAGUCCAGUAGAAGAUUGGCCCAUAAAGUCCGCCUCAGAAGUGGCAGCUGAUGCUAGAGAGGUAGUGAGUGGGCUCCAGAAGAAGGCCUUCUCAGUGGUCCUUACCAGAAUUCAAGCAAAGAAAUUGUUAAAUCCUGGCAGUCCUGGUGGUGAAGAUCCAAUAGUCACAGAUGGAGUAAGCGGGGCUCCAGUGUCCUCCGAAAAUGGGAUGGAAUUGACCUUAACUGAGACUAAGGAGAAGGAGACUCUGUGGGGAGCCGCGCUCAUAGACCAAGUGGAUCCAACAAGGUGCAGUUCUCUUACUAGACUUUGUGGAGUAGUUGGUUAUGUCCGCAGAGCUGUAAAGAAGUGGUUGGCCCAUGUAGGCAGGGCCUCCAAGCCAGCAAAGUGGGAGGCAGUAUUGACAGUAAAGGAACGCAAAGCUGCAUUCGAAGACCUGUGCUUAGCCGCCCAAAAUGGAGUUACGUUUCCUGUGACGACGCUAGACAGACUCGUUGUCAGUAGGGAUGAGGCUUCAGGGCUACUGAGAUGUCAUGGUAGAGUCCAGGCUUUGACCCAAGGAGAGAUUGGUGUACCCUUGGUUCCCUACAAGGCGUGGAUCAGCACUCUUCUCGUGAGAGAGGCCCAUGAAACUAAUCACGAAGGGGUUGCUGGCACACUCCUCCGUGUGAGGUCUAAAGCAUGGGUGGUGAUGGGUUCAAGGAUUGCCAGAAAUGUUGUUGAUUCUUGUAUGCAUUGUCGGAAGAUCAAAGCAAGAAUGUGCAAACAGGUGAUGAGUGAACUUCCCCUUGAACGAACUAAACCAGCCGCACCAUUUGAGUUUACGACGUUAGACCUUUUCGGUCCUUAUGUUGUUAAAGAUACUGUAAGACGAAGAGCGGAGAUGAAAGUCUGGGGCGUGGUAUUCAGCUGUAUGGCUUCGAGAGCAGUACAUGCUGACAUUGUGGAAGAUCUGUCGACGGAAGGAUUCCUGAAAGCAUACCAGCGCUUCACAGCUCUUAGGGGUCACCCAAGAAAGCUCUGGUCGGACCAAGGGACCAACUUUGUGGGUGCCAGACCUGUGUUACAGGAGCUUUAUGAGUUCCUAAGUAACAUCGACAAGGAUCAGAUCCAGAAGAAGGCAGUAGUUGGAGGAACCGACUGGACGUGGGUGUUUCACCCGGCUGACUCUCCUCAUCGAAAUGGAGCAGCCGAGGCAGCAGUUGGUGUACUUAAGAGAGCUUUAAGUAGUGUUGGCAAGGAAUGUAAUCUGACAGCACUGGAAUUCCAGACCCUUCUGUACCUGGCUGCUAAUCUGUCAAAUGAGAGACCUAUCGGUGCCAGAGCUCAGGUACAAGAUGAGACCGUGGAAGUAAUCACUCCCAACUCGCUUCUGCUCGGUCGCGCAGGACCCAAUGGGGACUCCCGAGGUUUUGAGUAUCCAACUUACCCUGUCGUGCGUCUAAGAACAAUCCAGAUUGAGGUUGAUAAAUUCUGGAAGCGAUGGAGCCAGCUGGCAGGUCCAAACCUCUAUAUCCGCCAGAAGUGGCACGCGCCUGCUAGAAAUGUUGCAGUGGGUGAUCUGGUAUGGUUAGCUGAUCAGAACGCACUGAGGGGUCAGUUCAGGCUGGGUCGAGUUGUGGAGGUGUGUCCUGAUGCGAGGGGUGUAGUACGAGAUGUGAGAGUGGCAACAUGUCGAAGUUGUCCAGUUUCCGGCGGACAGUUCAAGAGAAACCGAGGUGAGGAGAACUAUCCCUCCACCAUCCUCCACAGGGAUGUUAGGAGGUUGGUGGUUCUGCUUCCAGUGGAGGAGCAGUAAAGGAUCCCCACCAUGGUGUGUUUCGGUGAAGGAUCCCCACCAUGGUGUGUUUCGGUGAAGGAUCGAAACUUUCCCCGCUACCAUCUUCCCCGAGGCUGGUAGUGUGUUUCGGUAAAGGAGGUCGUAAUAUUAUCAAGGACAAUGUGUGUUGUUUUGGACAUUAAAACUACCAUGAAGAUAGUUAUUCAUGUUGUAACAUGAUACGUUCAUAUUCAAGUAUGCAAUGUUAUUUGCAUGGAUAGAGAUAAUUUCAUAUCUAGAAGUGAAUUGUUUGGUUGUGGUGGCCUACUUGGAUUCUAGAAUCAGUAGACCAAGUGGGAGGUGUAGAACUUUCCAGCAGGUGUCGCUAUUAUUUUACAUAUGCAUAUCAUUAUUGAUAGAUGUUAUUAUUAUGUUUUGGGGUAUUUGAAGAAAUAAGUAUGUAUAUUUACCAUCUCAUUCUAAAUUUGAGGACAUUUAUGUUAUAUUUCGUAUAUGUUAAUCUUACUAGGUUACAGGUAUGUUUUAUUAUCUUUCCUAGUCACCAGAUUAUGUAUAUGUAUAUGCGUAGUUAGUCAGUGCGCAGGCGCCGCCUAUGUUCAUUUUCAUUCUGUUGUUGGAUCAGGACUGGUACGCUUGCCGGUUUACGACCUAGCAGUCGAACUAACUGAUUAGUUAAGACAAGCUAAACGUCACACAUAACUAGCUUGUGGAUGAUUAUUGUGCAUUUGUACACAAUAAAGGCUCGAGUUGUAUCCGCCGUGCUUGUCCUGAAACCCUUCCAGUGGGGAGUUUAGUGAGCUAUACCAGACAGCUUAUUAA
Messenger RNA from Megalobrama amblycephala (Wuchang bream), 3781 nucleotides. RefSeq lists its product as uncharacterized. Gene Ontology annotation, molecular function: nucleic acid binding. The record is from RefSeq and is a predicted model, not a curated record. Bases 20 to 2980 code for a protein of 986 amino acids. The transcript has 2 exons. Gene Ontology annotation, biological process: DNA integration. NCBI's taxonomy places the organism in Eukaryota, Metazoa, Chordata, Actinopteri, Cypriniformes, Xenocyprididae.